AUGAAAUGUGUUUUCUUAGGAUAUCCUGAUGGUGUUAAAGGUUAUAGAUUGUGGCUUAGAAGCGUACCCGACUUUAAGGUCGUUAUAAGUCGUGAUGUUGUGUUCAAUGAAUCUGAAAUGCCAUGUUUAAUUACUUCUUUGCCUGCUCCUUUACCUGAUGAAUCUGAAAAUGCUCCAAAUGCGGUGGAGCAAUUGAGUGGUUUAAGUGAUUUCGAUAAUUUUGAAAAUAUGCAUGCUGAAACUGAAACCGAACGUGUUGUGUUUGAUAAUCGACAUGCUGAAAUUGCUGAAAAUGAAUCUGUUACAGCUGAAACUGAAAAUCAGCAUGCUGAAAAUGGUGAAAAUGUCGAUGUGCAUGAUGAAUAUGUGGAAAAUGUGCCUGAAAAUGAUGUUGAUUUGCAUGAUUAUCAACUUGCUAGAGAUAGGACUAGAAGGGAGCGUAAGAAACCUUCUAAGUUUGAUGAUUUUCACAUGACUUCGAAAAACUCUGUGCUUUUUCUUAAACAAAUUUCUUAUGUGGAGAAGAUUUUGAGUAAAUUUUCUAUGUCGUCCGCAAAGUCCGUGAACAUUCCCUUUGCUGCCCACAUUGUGCUAAGUAAGGAUCAGUCUCCUAAGACUGAUUCUGAAAUUGAUUUGGUGAAAAAUGUGCCUUAUUCAAAUGCAAUUGGUUCUGUGAUGUAUCUUAUGGUUAGUACUAGGCCGGAUAUUGCAUAUGCUGUUAGUUGUUUGAGUAGGUACAUGUCUAAUCCGGGUAUGCCUCAUUGGGAAGCUCUUAAAUGGUUGUUACGUUACUUGAAUGGUUCUAUGCAUGUUGGUCUGAAAUUUUCUAAGUGUUCUGAAGGUGUUAAACUUGUUGGCUAUGUUGAUUGGAAUUAUGCUAAUGGUAGAGAUAAUAGGAAAUCAACAACUUCAUAUGUGUUUACUUUGUGUGGCUCUUGUGUGAGUUGGAAAUCACAACUUCAGCAUAUUGUUGCCUUGUCUACGAUCGAAUCUGAAUAUGUGGUUGUAACUGAGGCCUUGAAAGAGGCUGUUUGGUUGAAGGGUCUUUUAUGUGAAAUCGAUUUGCUUGAAAAAGAUGUUAUUGUGUUUUCUGAUAGCCAAUCGGGGAUUCAAUUGUGUAAAAAUCCUGUUUUUCAUGAUCGCACUAAGCAUAUAGACGUUAGGUUCCAUUUCAUACGUGAUAUUGUGUCUAAAGGCUUAAUUAAUCUUGAAAAAAUUGCAUCCGAGUUUAACCCCGCUGAUAUGGGAACUAAGUGCUUACCUGUUGAAAAAUUCAGAUCGUGCAUGAGAACUUUCAACUUCGAUUCGUGUGAUUGA
This is a messenger RNA of Striga hermonthica, 1317 nucleotides long. Lineage: Eukaryota; Viridiplantae; Streptophyta; Magnoliopsida; Lamiales; Orobanchaceae. The record is from the annotation of a GenBank genome assembly.